AUGAUCCACGAGCCCUCCGGUGGGUUUCUGGGCCAGGCGUCUGACAAAGCGAUUCAUGCCAAAGAGAUCCUCAAACUCCGCGAGCGCCUCUACGCCAUCUACGUGAGGCACACGCACCAGCCCGUCCACUGGAUCGAGUGCUUCAUGGAGCGAGACACGUACAUGUCUCCUGCGGAGGCCAAAAAGUUUGGCCUAAUCGACGCAGUUAUUCAGAACUGCCCUAUCGCGACUGAUGUUUCUGGCGGAGGAGGCGGCUGCGGCGACGGGAAGCGUGAGACAGAGGAAGAUGCUGCUGGCGGAGGAGGCGGCGACAGCGGCAGCGGCGAGGGGAAGCUUUUCCCCGUUAUUAAGGAGAAGGAGCGGAUAGUGUGCAUCAACGGUCCCAUCAUUGAUGACACUACAUCCAUUGUGGUGUUGCAGCUCAUCUCUCUCGCGAAAGAUCGUCAGAGUAAACCAGUGCACCUGUUGAUCAACUCCCCUGGGGAAACUCCUGGGGAAAUUAUCUCUGCGGGGCUCGUUAUUUAUGACACGAUCCAGAGCAUCCACAUUCCUGUGGCAACGCUAUGUCUCGGUCAGGCUGGAUCCAUGGCCUCACUCCUUGCCACGGGCACUCCCGGCCAACGCUGUGCCCUUCCUAACUCACGUAUAAUGAUUCACCAGCCCUUCGGCGGCUUUCUAGGUCAGGCCUCUGACAUAGCCAUUCAUGCCAAGGAGAUCCUCAAAGUCCGCGACUACCUCUAUGCCAUCCACACGAAGCACACACACCAGCCCGUCCACCGGAUUGAGCAGUUCAUGGAGCGCGAUAUAUUCAUGUCGCCUGAGGAGGCUAAGAAGUUCGGCCUCAUUGACGAGAUUAUUUAG
Ananas comosus (pineapple) is the source of this 861-nucleotide messenger RNA. Its product is annotated as ATP-dependent Clp protease proteolytic subunit-like. The transcript is spliced from 4 exons. Gene Ontology annotation, biological process: protein quality control for misfolded or incompletely synthesized proteins. NCBI's taxonomy places the organism in Eukaryota, Viridiplantae, Streptophyta, Magnoliopsida, Poales, Bromeliaceae. Bases 1 to 861 code for a protein of 286 amino acids. The record is from RefSeq and is a predicted model, not a curated record. Gene Ontology annotation, molecular function: serine-type endopeptidase activity; ATP-dependent peptidase activity; ATPase binding. Gene Ontology annotation, cellular component: endopeptidase Clp complex.